Molecule: messenger RNA, 1812 nt
Organism: Lynx canadensis (Canada lynx)
Lineage: Eukaryota; Metazoa; Chordata; Mammalia; Carnivora; Felidae
Gene: ATP6V1B1
Product: ATPase H+ transporting V1 subunit B1
Exons: 14
Coding region: 76-1617 (513 amino acids)
Biological process (GO): proton transmembrane transport; ATP metabolic process
Cellular component (GO): proton-transporting V-type ATPase, V1 domain
Molecular function (GO): proton-transporting ATPase activity, rotational mechanism; ATP binding
Source: RefSeq, a predicted model, not a curated record
GGCUCCAGCUGGGCCCGAAGUGUUGCACUCACCACCAGCAGGCUCAGGCACUCGGGUCCGGCCUGCCACCUCGCCAUGGCCACGAAGGCAGACGGUAGGCCCGGGGGGCUCCCCAGCGGUGGCUGUGACCUGGGCAUAGCCCAAGAGCACAUGCAAGCGGUCACCCGAAACUACAUCACCCACCCCCGUGUCACCUACAGGACAGUGUGCAGCGUCAAUGGGCCCUUGGUGGUGCUGGACCAGGUCAAGUUUGCCCAGUACGCUGAGAUUGUCAACUUCACCCUCCCUGAUGGGACUCAGAGAAGCGGGCAGGUGCUUGAGGUGUCAGGGACCAAGGCAAUUGUUCAGGUGUUUGAAGGAACCUCUGGGAUCGAUGCCCAGAAGACCACCUGUGAAUUCACAGGGGACAUCCUACGGACUCCAGUGUCAGAGGACAUGCUAGGUCGGGUUUUCAAUGGCUCCGGUAAGCCCAUUGACAAGGGGCCAGUGGUCAUGGCAGAGGACUUCCUGGACAUCAAUGGCCAGCCCAUCAACCCCCAUGACCGCAUCUACCCUGAGGAGAUGAUUCAGACGGGCAUCUCUCCCAUCGAUGUCAUGAAUAGCAUUGCCCGUGGUCAGAAGAUCCCUAUCUUCUCAGCAGCCGGGCUCCCCCACAAUGAGAUUGCCGCCCAGAUCUGCCGCCAGGCUGGGCUGGUGAAGAAGUCCAAGGCUGUGCUGGAUUAUCACGAUGACAACUUUGCCAUUGUCUUUGCAGCCAUGGGGGUGAACAUGGAGACAGCCAGGUUCUUCAAGUCCGACUUCGAGCAGAAUGGUACCAUGGGGAACGUCUGCCUCUUCCUGAACUUGGCCAACGACCCCACGAUCGAGCGGAUCAUCACCCCACGCCUGGCACUGACCACUGCUGAAUUUCUCGCCUACCAGUGUGAGAAGCACGUGCUGGUCAUACUGACUGACAUGAGUUCCUACGCAGAGGCCUUGCGGGAGGUCUCCGCUGCCAGAGAGGAGGUGCCCGGGCGCCGAGGUUUCCCAGGAUACAUGUACACAGACCUGGCCACCAUCUAUGAGCGGGCAGGCCGUGUGGAGGGCCGGGGAGGAUCCAUCACUCAGAUCCCCAUCCUCACCAUGCCCAAUGAUGAUAUCACCCACCCAAUCCCAGACCUGACGGGCUUCAUCACAGAGGGACAGAUCUACGUGGAUAGACAGCUUCAUAACAGACAGAUCUAUCCCCCCAUCAAUGUGCUCCCUUCCCUGUCGAGGCUAAUGAAGUCCGCCAUUGGGGAGGGCAUGACGAGAAAGGACCAUGGAGAUGUCUCCAACCAACUGUAUGCUUGCUAUGCCAUCGGGAAGGAUGUGCAGGCCAUGAAGGCGGUGGUGGGGGAGGAGGCGCUCACUUCCGAGGACCUGCUCUACCUGGAAUUCCUGCAGAAGUUCGAGAAGAACUUCAUCAACCAGGGUCCCUACGAGAACCGCUCCGUGUUUGAGUCCUUGGACCUGGGCUGGAAGCUGUUGCGCAUCUUCCCCAAGGAGAUGCUGAAGCGCAUCCCGCAGAGCGUGUUGGAUGAGUUCUACUCCCGCGAGGGGGCGCCGCAGGACCCCGCGUCAGACACAGCGCUCUAGCCCUGCCCACAGUCAGACCCCAGACUGUGUCCUGGGACCCCUGCUACACCCGUUCUACGCACGCCUCGAGUUCCACACACCCAACCAACCGCUUGAGUGCUCACGGUCUGCACCCCGCCCACUCCCACGCUUCAUCCCUCUGCCUGGAGUCCCUGCACUGGGCAAGAACAAAAGGUUGUUAAGCCUGUAUCAAGC